GUUUUUGUUAACGACGCACUGCAGUAGUUGAAUGCGUUUUACAAAUACAGGACUCUACAACAAGAGGACAUGUACAGGCAGGACUGAAACUACGUGCCUUCUAUGCAGCGAUACCAGUUAUCAGUUUUUAUCGAGAACACAAAUUAGGACGCGUGAAAGUCCGCUUUUAACUGAUCGGUUAUGAAAUGGCGUCGCAGAGAGCUGUGUUACCUACUUGUGGCAUCUGCAAAGAAGAAUACGACACCCUGAAAAAGAAACCAAUAUUUUUACUCUGCUUCCAUACUUUUUGUCUAUCGUGUCUUCAGAAUGAAAAAAAGAACGAUACAGCCAUCCGUUGCCGGGAUUGCAAGGAAGAAAGUUCAAUUGAUAUUAACAAAGAGAACAUGGGACUCAAAGAAAACGAUAAAGUUAUGGCUCGGAUAAAUGAUUCUACUUCUCCAAGCACCAAGCUUUCCGAUACAGAAGUUAAAAAUGAGCGCUAUUUGUGGUGCUUGACUUGCAAAUUGACCGUCGCAGAGGAAACAGAUUGUGUUGAAAAUCAUACCGCUAUGGACCUGGAGUCAGCGAAAGAAAAGAUCAAUGAUCAUUUCCUGGAUCUUCUUCGCAAGUAUAAGAAUCAGCUGAGUGGGCAUCUCACUAAGCACCGCGAGACAGAUUCGGCUUUAGCAGCGGUUCAAUCUGCUCUAAGCGCUAUAAGUGGGCUAGCAAGUUUUCACCGAAAAGAGAACACAUCUCAGAUAAGAAAACUUCAAAAGCAGCUAAUGGUUGUGAACAGUUUAUUGGAUAAUCCUCUCGAGGAACAGCUAAAGGACCAAGAUAUACACAAGUCUAUUCAAAUGUACAGUGAUUUGGUGGAACAAACGAGUGCCAUUAAAACAACAGAUUUCGAUCGAAUCCGCAAUUCGGUCGUCUCAUUGGACAUCCAAACUCCGGGCAGCCAACAGUUGCCGACGUCGCUGUUCAAUUCUGCCCUGAUUAAUUUCCCUUCGGAGGGGGCAAACGAGCAGGAAUCGAGUCUUCUUACUACCCUUUCAUUUUUGAUUUUUCUGACCAUCCAAAAGGGACAACAGAUGACAACCUUACCGCACAGAAAGAUGUCAGAACCAUCGACAAAACCGCCUCAAACGGUCACUUUUACAAUGGAUGUAGCAGAAGGGAAAGAAGAAGCUGUCGGCAAUGAGGCUGAACCUACAAAACAGAGAGAAGCCAUGGCCCGAUCACCGUCCGGCGUAUUAACGCGGUCUAAGUCGUUCAUUUUCAAUAAACCGGAUUCUUCCGGACGGCCGUAUCGUGAUUAUCCAAAAGAGCAACAAACGUAUGCCCGCCACCAAAGGCCGGAACGUUUACCUUCGAACGAGCAAGUGGCCACAAAAUGGAAGACAUCCGUCCCUUCGCAAGAGACUUUUCAAGUUCCUGCGCCCGUCGCCAUACCGCCUUUGAUGUCAUUGCCAAAUAAAAAAGCUCUCCUGACUCUAGCGGUGAACGGCCAGCCCUACGGGAAUAUCGUUAUUGAACUUCAACCAAAUAUGGCACCGAUCAUGUGCGAGAAAUUCGUUCAGUGUUGUGUAACUAAAGAAGGGCCCUCCUAUCAAGGAACUAUUUUUUAUCAGUCUAAAGAAAAGGCAUUCAUCAUGGGCGGCAAAAUUCCGGGCCAGGAGUUGGAGUUGUACAUGGCGGAUGCUUCUCCUUUGAAAAAGAAUCGCGGGGCCAUAUUUUUCCGGCUGAAACGCGACUACGUCACAACGCAGUGUAGCAUUGUAUCGACGGAUUUUUGCAUUCACCUGGGCGAAAAAAGACCAGAUAACCAUCGAACUUCCACCGUAUUCGGUUAUGUCUCCGACGGUUUAGCUGUGUGUGACGCCAUUAGUCAUUUAGACUGCAACCGAAAUCACGUUGCCAUAUCCUCGACUGGACUUGUUGGCUAAUUCAUUUAGUCCUGAAAACUGAGAGCUAAGUAUCUUCUUAUAAAUUGAGUAAACUCUGCAUAAUUAAGCGAAGUUAUACUUUGAACACGAUUCGUGACGAAGUUUUUCCCUGGAAAUAUUCAUGGAUAGGACAAUCUGAAAAGAGUAGCCACCUUUAAUUAAAUAAGAGCGCUUUUACUAACCUUACAAUCCCUACGGUAUAGACUUAUUUGUAAGGUAAUAUUAUUCUGCGCAUAGCAUAACUAUAAUAUCUUAUUGAUCCUCUACUCCUAACGCUUCGUGCUAUUUUAGAAACAAAACUGAUUUCGUAAGUUAAGGAAUAAUCAUAAACUGCUUGUGAAGGCAUAGACAAUUAACGCUUUUCGGAUAGCUUUUCUUUCAACUUAUAUUCUAGGUGGUAUAGUAUAGAUCUUAAUGGGAUAGGAAAAUCUUUCGUUUUAGCUUUAGAAUUGAUUACGAUUAAAAUAUCUGGCGUGGGUAAGCAAAUCUAAAUCUGGGGAAUCACUUCAUUUCAACUCUAUGUUGACAAUUUUUUAAAAUCUUGUACAAACUUGCUUCCUUGGCAUGCUAAAAGCGAAUGAUAUUAUUUGGUAUAGUUAAAAAAUCAAGUACUAAAUUGAAUUGACAGCCUAUCGGAAAUUGGUAACAGAUUGUAGAGAGACGAUGACGUUUAUUUAGAGCAUCCAAUUCUCUUUAGUUCUCCUGAGAAGCUAAUCCUAAAAAUUCUAUUGAUUAAACGCGUCAGUAAGUUUCUUACCACUUGGUACAAAUAUCGUUACAAUCCCCCAAAGGAAAUCCCUCCCCAUUUGAUAAUUUAGGUUGUGGUCUGGCAAUUUUUUAAUAUUUUUGGAUUUAACAAUAAAAAAAAAAAGAAUGUUGGCAAAUGACAUGAAAAAUUCUACCUCUUGUUAUGUGACCCAUAAAAUGUAUUUCGAAAUAAGAACCAAGUCAACGACAAAUUUUUCCAUUCGCUAAGGUGUGUCGAAUUGAAACAUAAUAAAUGGUUUUUGGUAUGUA
Daphnia magna is the source of this 2942-nucleotide messenger RNA. RefSeq lists its product as uncharacterized. Gene Ontology annotation, molecular function: peptidyl-prolyl cis-trans isomerase activity. NCBI's taxonomy places the organism in Eukaryota, Metazoa, Arthropoda, Branchiopoda, Diplostraca, Daphniidae. The record is from RefSeq and is a predicted model, not a curated record. Bases 186 to 1925 code for a protein of 579 amino acids. The transcript has 8 exons. Gene Ontology annotation, biological process: protein peptidyl-prolyl isomerization.